Molecule: messenger RNA, 2344 nt
Organism: Daucus carota subsp. sativus
Lineage: Eukaryota; Viridiplantae; Streptophyta; Magnoliopsida; Apiales; Apiaceae
Product: protein MALE DISCOVERER 2
Exons: 13
Coding region: 1-2142 (713 amino acids)
Biological process (GO): protein phosphorylation
Molecular function (GO): ATP binding; protein binding; protein kinase activity
Source: RefSeq, a predicted model, not a curated record
AUGGGGGUUAGAUUGAACACAACUGGAAUUCAACUAUCCUCUUUUACAUUUUUCAUUCUUCUUUUAAAAAUUCAAGGGCAUUGCUUCCUGAAUUCUGAAGGAUUGGUAUUAUUAGCUUUUCGUGCAGCGGUUGAAAUGGAUCCACAAGGUGCUUUUAGGGACUGGAAUCCUGAUGACUGCAAUCCAUGCAUGUGGUCAGGUGUUCACUGUGUUGAUGGUCAAGUGCAAAUGCUGAAUCUCAAUGGGCUUUCGUUGGAAGGACUAUUAGCACCAGAUCUUGGGAAACUAUCUCACCUACGGAUACUGAUACUCUCUCAGAACCAAUUUUCUGGCUCUAUCCCUAAGGAAUUUGGUGGGCUUGCAAUGCUGGAGAUAAUGGACUUGAGAAAUAAUAGUUUAAACGGAACGAUUCCUUCAGAGAUAGGAGCGAUGCCUGCACUGAAGUGUUUGUUACUUCAUAAUAAUAAGUUUGAAGGGGUAGCUUCAUCACAACACGAAAAUAUUGAAAUGCCAUCUGAAUUGCAAUCCGAUGGAAGCCCUGUAACUGGUGCUGCUGCGGAAUAUGGUUGUCUAAAUAGAAAGUUUGGGCACUGCAUCUCGCAUUGUGAUAUAUUAUCAUUAAAAAAAACUGAAGCAUUUAUGAGAUCAGAAUCCGUUUUGAAAGCAGAACUCUUCACCACACAGAUCAAAGAGACACUGAAUCGUUAUCGGCCUAUUAUGCCUUCGUUCAAAUCUGAAGAAGGCUCCUCUUCUGAAAAUGCAGAGGAUUGUUGUGAAAAUCUAACAAGUGCUAUUGAGCCACAUAUAAAAAGUGCAGUUAACUCUAUACGUCGUAGGCUAGCUGAAGAGUCCACCAAUUUGGCUGCUACCCCCGCUAGUGGUAGUUUUCCUGAGGAACCCAUUAUUGCCCUUCCUAGUACUAGAAGUAGUGGUUCGUUUCCUGCUGUACCAAAAGAAAAGAAAAACACUUCUCUUGCACAUGCUGAAACUCCACAAGUGCCUCACCAUGCUGCUGCUAAACCUAAAAAAUUGGAGGAAGCAGAUAGACAUUCUGGAGAGAAAUGGAAAUAUCUAGUUGGAGUGUUGGUUGCUCUUUUUGUCGUAUUAGUGGCUACGAUCAUAUUUUUUGUCUGCCGCACCAGGGCAGUAAAAAACAUAACACCUUGGAAAUCUGGAUUGAGUGGACAGUUGCAGAAAGCAUUUGUUACAGGUGUCCCUAAGCUAAACCUGCAUGAGCUAGAAACCGCUUGUGAGGAGUUCAGUAACAUUAUAGAAACUCACGAAUCCUGCACUGUCUACAAGGGAACAUUAACAAGUGGAGUUGAAAUUUCUGUUACCUCAACCACGGUUCCUUCUCGUAGAAGAUGGUCAAGACGUUCUGAAAUUGGGUACAGAAAGCAGAUUGAUUCGCUCUCACGAAUAAACCACAAGAACUUUGUCAACCUUAUUGGUUACUGUGAGGAGAAUGAACCUUUUGUUCGGAUGAUGGUAUUUGAGUUUUCUCCAAAUGGGACACUAUUUGAGCAUCUACACAUCAAGGAAUUAGAACAUCUUGAUUGGAAUGCUAGGGUGAGGAUCAUAAUGGGUACAACUUACUGCCUACAAUACAUGCAUGACUUGAUACCUCCGCUACCACAUUCCAACCUUAAAUCAGAUGCAAUUUUUUUAACUGACGAUUAUGCUGCAAAAGUUGCUGAGAUUGAAUUUUGGAAUGAUCUUCAUUACAAAUCAAGGGUUACUACUGCAGAUGAUUCUGGGAAUUGUGAGCUACCACCACUUCCAGAUGUUGAGACAGAUGUUUACAAAUAUGGAAUUUUGCUGCUCGAGAUAGUAUCCGGGAGGCUUCCGUAUUCAGAAGAGCAAGGAAGCAUUACAAAAUGGGCAUCCGAGUACCUGGAAGAUAGUCGUAAGUUCAAACUCAUGAUUGAUCCGAUCUUGAAGUCCUUCAAAAAUGAUGAGCUUGAAGUUAUAUGUAAUGUUCUUCAAGAAUGCAUUCAACAAGAUCCAAGGAAGAGACCGACUAUAAACGAAAUAAUACCAAAGCUGAGAGAAGUUAUCAAGGUAUCUCCUGAUGCAGCUACUCCAAGACUCUCUCCCCUUUGGUGGGCUGAGCUAGAGAUUUUGUCAGCGGAAGCAGCUUAAUUUGAGACUGUCCAUAUUGUAACAUGCAUAGCUGGUAUACAAAGUACAAAGUUACGUAGAUCUCCUCACCUCACCUCUUUCUAUAGAGCCUAUUAAUAUAGGUAUAAAAUUGUUUUCUGUAUAUUAUUUCUUUGUUUGUCAUUAAAUUUCACUUAUUGCAGACUUAUACCAGAGGGGCUUUAUCCUAUGGUGUAAAAUAUAC